AUGAACGCCUCUGCAACUGUACGGGCGUCAUACAUCCGCCAGGCGCGGGUGAGCAUCAUCGGUCAUCCGGUUAUAGCACUGCGACCACGCUCUGCUCACGAAGAUAAACUCAGAGAUUUCGUUCAUGUUGAUCAUGUCGAGCACCGUCAAAAGUGUGAAUCGGAACGAGUUGCUGCACCCGCUGUCUUUGAUCUGGAGAAAGAUGCGGAUAUGAAGGAGAUAUACAUCGAGGAAAAGUUCUCCGACUCGACCGACAACCUCUCCGUUAUGGAAUGGGAAGAGUCCAGCUCCAUCAGAGUACGACUAAAGAAAAUGGUUACUGUCUUUCCCUACCGCGACCCCAUCUACCUCGUCGCCAUCAUCUUCCUCCUUGGCUCCAUCGAUCUCGUCAUCAAUGCCUUCUUCGACCUACUACCCCGUCUCUACCCUACCUCUGCCUUUGCCGAAUCAGAGCAGGAUAUAGUCGCAGUCCCACUCACAAUUCUCAUCGGCUCGAUCCUCUUUUUCAUCGCCGGUGUCUUCGACACUUUUGGCGCCCUCAAUGCCGACAGUGGCCAGAUUGGAGCCACCAAGUCCAACCCCAACAAAGUCAUAUACCGACCUGCUCUCGUUGGAACACCACAGUUCCGCUGGAUCCCUUCCCGGACCAAGCUGUUGGACCUCACAAUAAACAGCUUGGCAUUCCAAGCAGGUCUUAUCGUCCUCUUUGGCGGUGUCAUCUUCAUGUUUGGUGGCAUCGUGGAUUUCCCCGGUGUGGUGGAUGAAGAAAGUCCAUACUUCUCCUCCAUUGUUUUUGGACCUCAGGUCGUCCAUGGAAUGUUGUUUUUCGUGGGCAAUGCCAUGCUGGCGUUUUCAGAGCAGGAGCGCUGGUACAAACCCAAGAUCACAGACCCAGACUGGGUAAGCGCUUUCUUGAACACAAUCGGAGGUUUCGCGUUCAUGAUGGCGGGCAUCUUUUUGUUUCAGAAGGAGACAUCUGUCGAAGAGGGUGAGAUCCGGGCUGCGAUUGCAGCUAUGGUCGGAAGUUGGGCGUUUUUGGUCGGAAGCGUCAUUCGCUGGUAUGUUGUUUUGGAGGUUUCGUAG
This is a messenger RNA of Bipolaris zeicola 26-R-13, 1083 nucleotides long. RefSeq lists its product as uncharacterized. Lineage: Eukaryota; Fungi; Ascomycota; Dothideomycetes; Pleosporales; Pleosporaceae. The record is from RefSeq and is a predicted model, not a curated record. The coding region runs from base 1 to 1083 and encodes 360 amino acids. The transcript has a single exon.